GCGUGUUUCUUUCUGCUCACUCUGGCUCCCUCCGUGCCUUAUAAUUUGACGACGCACUCUGCCUGGCAGCCAUCACACCAAUAGAAAACGGGGUGCUCACAUCAGCCCGUUGGAUGUUUCGGUGGAAAAGGAAACCGCCGUCAUUCCUCGAACUCAAACCCCAAAACCUCAACCACAUCAUGCGGUGGAGUCAAGCUCUACCGCACCAACCUUCAUCACCCUGGAUUCGAUAGUCGCAGAAGCUGCCCUCUUCCACCGCCAGCAACCCCAGACGGGCACUGCCGCUUCUGCCGCGACAACGCGCGAGUCCAGGAAAGAUAAACAUCUCCACUCCCACUUCUGGCCUGCCCAGUUUUACAACAUCAACCGACUCGUCACAGGCCUCGUCGCCCUUCCAGCGCUCCCGCCGUUCCCCUACAACAUGUCGUUCCGCGGGAAGUCCGCCGUCCCGGCCACUCCGCGCGUCAUCUCUCCCAGUCCGACGCCGUCCGAACAGGAAGCGGGUUCCUCGCAAGAUGCGACUUUUGGGGCGGUGACGAGAUCCGCCGCAAGGAAGCGGCUGGCCACACCACAGCCCGUCCUGGAGGAUCUGGACGAGGACAGCCUUGACGAUAGUCCCGAUCUGCGGAGGGCUCGGACACGGAGCCGGAGCCCCAUCGAUUCUCGGAGAAUCCCUCCUCUGACAUCGAGCAAGUCUAGGAAGGCGGAGAAGAAGGUUGUCAAGAAGGCUGUUGCUACCGUUCCGAACGGCAUCCCUGUCCCCGAGAACGGGUACCUCUCUCCGACGUCAGCGACAGGAUUCUGGAGCUGGAGGGACUUCAGUCGAAGCCCGAGUCCUCUGGGCCUGAUACCGAUUCACAGGCACUGGCGCACGUUUGUCCACAAACAUGAGGUGCCGAGGAAGGUGCUGCAUGUGUCCAUCGGAUUCUUCGUCAUCUGGCUGUAUCUCUCGGGGACCCAGACUCGAGCGGUAUGCCCUUAUCUGAUGGGGGCGCUGAUCCCCAUCGCGGCCGUCGACGUUGCGCGCCACAACUACGAGCCAUUCAACCGCUUCUACGUCAAGGUGCUGGGCGCACUGAUGCGCGAGAGCGAGUUUGCCGGCUACAACGGCGUCAUCUUCUACCUGCUCGGGGCCUGGAUCGUCCUGUACUUCUUCCCCAAGGACGUCGGCGUCAUGGGCACGAUGCUCCUCAGCUGGUGCGACACGGCCGCCAGCACGUUCGGCAGGCUCUAUGGCCGCUACACGCCCCGCAUCAGGCGGGGCAAGUCCCUGGCCGGGUCCUUCGCCGCCUUCGUCGUGGGCGUCUCGACGGCCAGCUGGUUCUGGGGCUGGCUUGCCCCCUCCGUGGGCCCAAUGCCAGGCGACGAUGGGUUCAUGUUCACCGGCGUCCUCCGCCUCCCGCAUGUGGUCUCCGAAGUUCUGGGCUUGACAGACAGCCAAUCCGCGAUUUCGGGCGGCCUAGCGCUUGGGGUCAUGAGCCUUUGGUCCGGCUUCGUGGCCGCAGCCAGCGAGGUUGUUGAUGUGUUUGGAUGGGACGACAACUUUACGAUACCAGUUCUCAGUGGGCUUGGUAUCUGGGGGUUCUUGAAGGUCUUCGGCUAGGGCAUACUCCCAACGAUGGUAAUAAACGGUUUUGCCGAGCUUAUGAUGACUCGCACCGCUUUGUACACUGGGCUAACUAUAUGCAUGGUUGGCGUUUUGGGAGCGGACUGGGGGCGGACUGGGGUGGCCCUGGAUGCACGAAAUAAUAGCUGGCAGAUGCUGGACGAUGGGCCCGGUGAAAUUAUCUUAUGUCGAUUGUAUAUCAUCAUCUCUCUCCAUUCUCACGACUUCACUCCGCGACCUAGUGUUUCAAACGGGGUUCUACGAGU
This is a messenger RNA of Phialemonium atrogriseum, 1872 nucleotides long. RefSeq names its product putative phosphatidate cytidylyltransferase. Gene Ontology annotation, cellular component: endoplasmic reticulum membrane. Gene Ontology annotation, biological process: phosphatidic acid biosynthetic process. Gene Ontology annotation, molecular function: ATP-dependent diacylglycerol kinase activity. The record is from RefSeq and is a predicted model, not a curated record. Lineage: Eukaryota; Fungi; Ascomycota; Sordariomycetes; Cephalothecales; Cephalothecaceae. Bases 422 to 1603 code for a protein of 393 amino acids. The transcript has a single exon.